This is a messenger RNA of Liolophura sinensis, 5767 nucleotides long. Its product is annotated as insulin-like growth factor-binding protein complex acid labile subunit. The record is from RefSeq and is a predicted model, not a curated record. Bases 724 to 3237 code for a protein of 837 amino acids. Gene Ontology annotation, molecular function: protein binding. Lineage: Eukaryota; Metazoa; Mollusca; Polyplacophora; Chitonida; Chitonidae. Gene Ontology annotation, cellular component: plasma membrane. The transcript has 2 exons.
CUUAAGCGUUCUUCUGACCCCUGUAUCUCUCAAAAGGUCAGUGACAUGAUUGCUGAGCCAUAACAGCAGUAUACGUAUAUGUAACAGUCUGGCCUAGCCUCUGUACAUUCAUGAAAAUAUGUCUACCUCGUGAUUGACACAAGGUGUUGAUCAGUCCUAUGCUAUGAUUGGCCAGCAGGGCUUACGUCAAUUGUCAUUUGCAUAUGGGGGUACAGUGAGUAAAAGGGGUCUUAUAUACAAAGCCAGUAAAAACAUAGCUUUGAAUUUAGUAUGUUAUUUAAUAUUGUCCAUGUAAUCUAAAGCUAGUUGAUAAAUCUACCUUCCAUUCUUUAAAUCUCACGUUUAAAGCCAAAGUUCUUAAUAGAGAGUAAAAGAAGCUCUGCAGCUGAUAAAGGCAAAGGUGAAAAGAAGUCCCCUUCAGAUCCUCAACAGGGCAGGCCUACAUUACCAUGUAAGGUAGUGUUAUUUCCGCAGCUAGUUCAGAUACCCCUUAACAUAUGAACAAGCCAAGUUAACUGGACACGGAGGCCAUAUUUUCACCUGCCUCUAAUCAGAAUACAUUCUAUGAUCAACAGGUAAAUUUAUACCUGGUAAUAAUGGCCUGAUUACUUUAUGUGUACAAACUGGAUUAAGAUAACAGUGGACUGCCCAGGUGGACUGAAGUAAUCAAGAUCAAAGGAAGUCACAACAGGUAAAACUAAUCAGCUGCUACCCUUGGGCAAGAUGAAGUGUACAUGCAAUACCAUGAGUGCAGUGAUUACAUUUUUAGCUAUUAGCUGGGCCAUACCACUAGCACUGGGCUGCCCUAUGGCUGAGUGUGACUGUCAAGAAAAUUCAGGGAAACAGACCAUUUACUGUAAAGGGAAAGGUCUAACUGAAAUCCCAGCAAUAACACCAUCCAACACUACCUAUGCGGAGCUUACCCUUGCUGAUAACUCUAUCACAUCCAUUCCAGCCAAUGCCUUCCAAGGACUUCUGGUCAAGAAGAUUGAUCUUCAGGUAAAUCCGAUUAUGAACAUAUCAGAAGAAGCAUUUGCUGGCAUGGAGACAAUGCUUGAGACACUGAUUCUUCAUGGAAACAAGGACAACAGGGUUCUUCCUGGCCCAUGGUCAGUGCUGGCAAAUUUAUCUAGCCUGACCAAUCUGGAGCUUAGCUUCUUUGACAUAGGCAGCAUUGAUGACAGCUCUGCAUUGUCCACCUUGACGAGCCUUGUGAGUCUCAAGAUCACCAACAGCCAACUUCACUUUCUGCACAGUGACCUGCUACAGCCGCUUGGCAACACCCUAACCACACUGGAUUUAAGUAACAAUGGGUUCCUGACAGUACCCAGCAAUGCCAUUCAGGGUUUGGCAGCUCUUAGGAAAUUAUUCAUGCCUUCAAACAGCAUUUCAAAGCUUGAACAAAAUGCCUUUUUCACAAACGCCAGACUAAGUGAGCUGGACCUUACUCAGAACCUCAUUUCAGAGAUGGAACCCGGCUGCUUCAAUCAGAUCACGAACUCACUGACCCUUCUGGUCUUGAACUUAAACAGGCUUUCCGGGACACAACUAGCUGCCUUGGAGAACCUGACAGCUCUUGAACAGUUGGCCCUUGGUCACAACCAACUGGUCGCAAUCCCACCUGGCACCUUCAGAAACCUACGCAAUUUGGUAUUCUUGAACUUGCGUAAGACGCAGCUGACCACUAUCACCGCAGACAUGAUGGAAGGUCUGGGGUCAACAAUGACACUGCUGAUACUGUCUGAGAACCGUCUCACUCAGAUUGAAGCAGGAGCAUUUGCCAGGAUGACCACCCUACGAGAGUUGGAGCUAGACAACCAGCAGAUUAACAUCAGCCAAGUCAUCAAACCAGACAUGUUUUCUGGACUGGGAAGCCUUAAACAACUUGAACUACAGAACUCGGGGUUUGGCACAGCAGAAAACUGGGAGGCUGUUGGGAGUUUGACCAGCUUGACCAACCUGGGCCUCUCCAUGAACAGGAUAGAACACAUACCAGACUUUGUUUUCAAAAAUAUGUCACAGUUGGAAAAUCUUGAUCUCAGCGGAAAUCUGCUCACAAUCGUGAAUCAGGAGACGUUUCAUGGCCUGAAAGACAGUCUGCGAAGUCUUGGACUUCAAAAAAACUCAAUUAACUCCUUUAACCAUUGCACGUUCUAUAAUUUUAUCAGACUAAAACCACAAGCAAUCAAUUUAAAUUCCAAUCCACUGAUCUGUGACUGUCGUUUGGAAUGGUUGAGUGAAUGGGUACAGAGAAUUUUUAAUGAAUCCACACCCGAUGAUAAAUUCCAAAUCCAGCUUUUACAGUGGACAUGCACUGAUGGGAGGAAAUUCAUUAAUGUAAGGCCAGAAGAUCUAGGCUGUGAUGAAAACACAACGAGGAGAGAUUGUGCUAACUACUACACAACAACAACAUCAACUACAACCACCACAACAACUACAACAACAACAACGACCCCUAAACCAACACCUCCCAAUCUGGUGGUCAGGUUUAGCAUAAUAGAUGUUGGCAGCUCUACUAUAGCAUUGAAGUGGAAUGUAAACUAUCCGUCAUAUGUGGGCUCUUACCAGAUUGUGUAUGAAGACUUAUCCACGUCACAACAGAAAAACACCGAUAUGAUUCAUCGAACCACUAAUGAGUAUACACUGCGGAAUUUAGAAUCACAACGCACGUACGAAGCUUGCCUGUUUGUCUACUACAAGGAUUUUGAGUCUCAUUCUGAGAAUAAGUGUCUUUCAGGGACAACCUCCAAGCCAACAUCCACUACUACGCCUGCCCAAUCAAUGAAAAGCGCACAGAUAGGGGUCAUUGCAGGCUCAGUGGCUGGAGGUGUCCUGCUUCUCAUCAUUAUUGUGGCUAUUGUCUUCAUUUUGAUUCGCCACAGAAAACAAGAAAAUGUGUAUGAUAAACCCAAGGAUCCUUCCCCCUGGCAAAAAGCAGGAAAGCCCCAUGAGGCCUAUGACUCCAAACGCUUCACCAAACAGAAGAAGCCGCCUGGACAAGACCACCGCAUCAAAGAGAUUCGGCAUGUCCAAGGAAACACCAAUUUACAACGUACAUCCGCUGGCAGUUACCAGUACCUGGAUAAAGAUGUAUCCCAGUUACCUGCCCCUGGAGGCCAAAUGGGACUUACAAACUCCUUCUACCCACAGAGACAUUCUACGAAUGGACUGGACACUAGAGACUUGCGUCAUAAGUAUUAUGAGAUAAAUUUAGAUGGAAUAGAGACUCAUAUUUAACUCCGUAUAAUCUCAAUUAAUAUUCAUCAUCCAUUCCAUCAGGGUGUACAUAUAUGUGGUAUGAUAAUGGACUGAAAGUGUGCAUAUUACAGUGCUGUGAUUACCAAUACAAUACAGAUACAAUGUACAACGUAUGGUAAGAUUUUACAUUUGGCUGUGAGAACAACACACAUAUAUUAUCUUGGUAGCAUAAAUAGUGAAAAAUCUGAUCAACCUGUAUAUGAACCUGCUGGUCAGUUUUCGUAUACUAUUUAAUAAUACUGUGUGUCUACAUGUACUAAACUUAUAUGGCUAUUUUGUGCACAUCCUGUCAUUUCAUCCAUAUUACAUCAAACAGCACAAUAUCUGUGUAACCAAGAAAGAGGUGCUUAUAAUGGGCUUACAUGGGAUAUCACCCUUGUGAUAAUCAGUGAAAAAGACGUACAUGUGCCAUUCUGUUUUCACAUUGAAGAAAGUUGUAAAUGUUUUGUAGAGACAUAAUAGGUGUCCAAUUCUUCAGUAUACUUCAGGCUGCCCUAAUUCUUCGAACUUUUCAACCACCACUUUGACCAAUAUUUUUAAACAUUCUGAGAGAACUAUGAGGUUGUAGAGAAAUAAUCUGCACAUUUUUAUGUAGCUUGACAUAAACAACUCUUUUCGUGACAUUUUCUUUUUUUUUUUGGUAAUAUUGUAUGCAUAAAUUCCACAGAAAAAAGUGCUUACGAGGUCGAAUUUGAAGAUUCGAAGACUGAAGAUUUACAGCUGGUGCAUGUAUCAGCCUGGUGAGGAAAUUAGGAGAUGUAUAGACAUUUUAUUACAUGUGCCAACUUGAACAUGUAUGUAUGAAUAUGUCCCAUGCACUCACUCACUCAAUGGCCAAACCACAAAGCCUUAGCACAGCCAUACAUUCCAUCCACACAGCUGAGUCAGGACUAUGCAAACAUACUAAACUGCUCCUUCACAGACCUCAGUGUUCAUACACUGAGACAUGGAAGUACUGGAAUGUGUCCUAGAUGUUUCAUAUACAUCAUAAAUUUACAUUUAGGAUGUUAUAUUUUUACCUAUUAAACUUGGGGAAUGUUUGAAGGUGUUUUUCAAGUCUAAGGUAUAUUACAUGUAUUAAAUGUUGACCUUAGAUGUAUUCUAGUUAACAGCAGGGCCCUGCAGUAAAAAAAAGUACCACUACAAGACAAUGAAAAUCUCGUCCCAGCAAUAUCAUAUAAUCUUCACGCUAGGCAGUUGAAAAAAUUUCCAUAUUCAUUUUUGUAUUAUUACAUGUAUAUUUUUCUAGCUGUAUUUUUUCACUGUUUUUGUUUUAUAACUGUACUUGUUGCUAGAAAGAGUAAAACAUGUAAAGAAAUCAUUCUUUUCAAUAUUUACUUUUCCAAUUCUUUUUUCCACUAGAAGAUGGUAACAAACAAAGAAUGAGUUGUAAUGGUAUUUCAUAUACAAUACUUUACAAUACUAAUUUAUACACUUGUGAGACAUUCAGGUUUAUAUAAUAUAUAUAUAUGUCAACAACUUGAUAGCUCUAUAUACCCUAAAAGACCUUAAAUUUUGUCCAUGACUGACUUGCCCAUUUUUCCUGAUUCUGAGAGUUCUGUUUAGUUUAGAAAAGUGUUUUGAGGUUUGCCUGGAAUAUGGGGUGAUAUUCUACUGGAAAAUUGUAAGAUUUAGCACCAAACAUAAUAUUUUGUGACAUUUAUUUGUCUCUAAAAAAAAAAUGCACUUUUGUGGGCGAAAUCUGAGGUCAUUUAGGGGACAUAGAUAUUGUCCAGGCCACAUUAUUCUGGGGACAAAUGAUAUAAAUGUAUGUCACUGCCUGAGUCAUGUACAUGCGUACAGAUAAGGUCAAGAUGUCCUACUAAUAUAAUGUAUGUACUUUAUGUUUUCCAUCCAUUCUCUUUGUUCAUCGAGUCCAAUUCUUUUUCCGUUUUCUUUCAUACAUGUUAUGUAUAUACUGUGUUUUGGCUAUUGUAGCCAAUGUGUACUCCUGAAGCAAAAUGCUGAACAAAACAUAAAACACAGUGUAGGUAUGCGCCAAUGACCUUACAUAUUUUAAAAUCCCUUACUUUUUGAUGUUAUUUUUGACUGCCUAAUAAAAUGUAGGUACACUAUGUAAAUAGCAUAUCCAAGUGGAACACAAAUUACUGGGCUGUGAAAUUUAGUUACAUCACAUAAUGGCUGAGCUUUGGUAAUCAUGCACUUGUAUAUACAUGUAUAUUUCUGUACAUAAAAAACACACGAACUUUGAGUUUUGAGUGCUGAGUAAGUGUUACAGUUUGUGUUUCAUAUAUAUUUACUCUUCAUACGACACAUAUCAGGACUCCAUAGAAAUAAAUGAUACGUGAAUGGCUGUGUUUAAUUGUAUUACUGCGUACAUGGGAACACAUAGCGAUAGCUAGGAUGUAAGUUUCCACAUAACAUCUCAUUGAAUAAAACGAAAUAUUUUAUGUACAAUAUCAAGGUGCAAUGUUCAUGUUUUUGUUUGUUAAGGACCAUUAUGUCAGAACUCCAGCAGGUUCUUCAAUGGUUUUCUAUGAACCAGGAU